This is a messenger RNA of Pseudovirgaria hyperparasitica, 612 nucleotides long. RefSeq lists its product as uncharacterized. The coding region runs from base 1 to 612 and encodes 203 amino acids. The record is from RefSeq and is a predicted model, not a curated record. Lineage: Eukaryota; Fungi; Ascomycota; Dothideomycetes; Acrospermales; Acrospermaceae. The transcript has a single exon.
AUGCUUCAUGCAAGAACGCAACCAAGCGCCCCAGUUCUCCCAGCCCAGUGGGUGCAGGUGACCAGGGAUUUGGAGUGGGAACCGGAGUAUCCACGCAUCGAAUCUCUGCUGUUGAAGAAUUCUUCAUUUACCAAUAAUCUGUUGGCAACCUCUUGUUGCUUUGCUGCUAAUGUACCAGUGCCAAGGAGAUCUAAGGCUAUCAGUCGCAUAGGCAAACCGCGAGCUGUUCUUACUGUUACUGUAUGGACCUGUGGUAAUCACAUAUCCUCGUACACACAUUCAUGGUUCAUGUCUAUCACGGAAAAGAUCUUCGAACUGUCGAGCGGCUGUUCUUCCAAAACAAGACUCACAACAAGACCCACUAUGUCCCGAACUGAUACCGCUCCGCUCCGAGCCGAGUACGCCAUUGGUACCCAUCAUGCCGGCUCUGCUCACUACGAAGGUUGCCUUGCUGACUCGGGCAUACCGUCCGGGAAGGACAAGGCUCAGCUCGGCUGCCAGCUUGUGGCCUUUCGGGUCAUGCAGUUCUUUACUUUGGCUGGACGACUCUCCGUGCCAUCUUUCCUACCCAUUGUUUCAUAUCCAGAAAAGCCAACAGUCGCCGAGCUGUAG